Cyprinodon variegatus (sheepshead minnow) is the source of this 2689-nucleotide messenger RNA. It is a transcript of the gene cdpf1, whose product is annotated as cysteine rich, DPF motif domain containing 1. The record is from RefSeq and is a predicted model, not a curated record. The transcript is spliced from 3 exons. Lineage: Eukaryota; Metazoa; Chordata; Actinopteri; Cyprinodontiformes; Cyprinodontidae. Bases 46 to 399 code for a protein of 117 amino acids.
AUGGGUUUUUAGUCAAACCAUUCUAGUAUAGCUCUUCUUUAAACGAUGGAACAAACUUCAAUUGAAACCCCUCAAAGCACAUUCUGUUGCCAGCUAUGUGGUUUAAGCUCCCCUUUUACUUACUACGGCCAGAAACCACCCAACACCAGAGCCAUUGUGUUGCUGGAGGAAUGUUUCGUAGCUAAAGACCCCUUCAGUCCAGAAAAGGAGAAGUUUCUGGUGUUGGGAUCCACAUGCAGCCUGUGCAACAUCUGUGUCUGUGUUGGACCGGACUGCAGCCUUUUCUACACCAAGAGGUUUUGCAUGAAGUGUGUAAACAGGCACCUGGACCACUUUCCUCAGCAGAUCCAGGCUGAACUGGCUAAGAAGAAACAGAGUUCUAAUCCAAGUGUCUCAUGACAAACAAGGUCCUCAAAAAAAAUAAAUAAAUACAUAAAUAGUCGUGAGUGGAACAAAAUGUUCAGUCCUAGAGGAACUGAAGCUGAAUGCAUUCGUUAAAGGACACUAAUCUAGGUUGCUGCGGUAUUCUGCUCCUUGAUAUUUGUUUAUUGUGAAGAUAUUCAGGGCUGGGUAGUGUGAUAACACCUUCAGUGCUGUUGCUACCAUGAAAAUGCUUCAUGCAGCUGGUUCAUAUGUUUGGGACCAAGUAGCUGGAAAAAAACAGAUUUUCUACCUUUUUAAAUAAUUCACACCCUUUAAACUUUUUCACAUCUAAUCUAGACAAAAAACCCCUGAUUAAUUCAAAUUUAGAUUCUGUUUGAUAAAUUAAAACUAAACACAUUAUUGCGUCAUAAAACGAUGCGUUUUCUUUUGAAAUUAAUGAUGGAAAGGUGAAACAUGCUUUUGUAUUUCAGCCCACUUUAAGCUGAUACCUCAAAAUAAAAUUCCAGUCCAACAGGCACCUUUAGAGAUCACCUAGCUGGCAAGUGCUCCUACAAAGAUACCCCUUGUACAUUUUACCCAGAAUGCAUCCUGCUGUCGGGAUGCAUCGCUAGUGAUAGAGAAUUUAUAAGAAUGUGGAAAAAAUACAAAGUUCUUUUACACCAAUUGUUGCUUUUUAGUGUCUUUCCUGUUGCUUUAACCUCCUAACAGCAAUAUUUUCCGGCUGUGAUGCCUUUUGAGACCCUUAUCGAACACCCUCCCACCUUUUUGCUUACUUUUCCACCCAACCGAAGCAAUCAAAGGUCUGUUUCCCGUCCGAAUCUCGCUCGGCAUGAGGCCGCGCACAGUUUACGGCAGCACAAACACAUUAUGGAUUAAGUGCGAUCCUACCCGAUAACAUCUAUAUAACAGAUGGCCCCAGCUGCCUUUAUCACGAGAUGUUUUGAGCCUCGGCGAGGGUUAAUUAAAACAGCAUGGCCUCGAAGGCAGGCUUAACUCCCUCUUCUUUUUUUUCAUUGCUGGCAAUAAGCCGCAGAGGAAUCCAGAUGAUAAUCACUGGGGAGUGGAUGUUGGGACAUUGUAAAACGUAUGCGAAGAAACAUUUUAGCAGAUUUUAUUUUACUGGUUUAAAAAAAAAAAAAAUCUGUGCUUUCAGCAUGGAAAGAAAGCCAUGACGAUGAGGAGUUUUGCUAUAAAUCUAACUCCACCUGCUUUACCUCACCCCUCCCCUUGGUGUUUAAAUUUUAAGCCCACAUUAGCAAUUACACCCAGUGAAGCACGCAAACCGCACCAGUGCCAAAGUCUGACACGAUAGGCACCGAGCCAACAAUGACGGCAGGCCUCCCUUCACAGCUGAUGUCAUUGGAGUUAGAGGUGAAGCCUUUUUUUUUCUGUUCUCAUGGAAAAAGAAAAAAAAAAAACAGAAAAAAACUCCCUAGAUUGACCCUAUAAGCUUCAGCUCAGCGCUGAUUGAAUCAAAGGUACUGUUUAUGUGAUAGCAAAUAGCUGUGUUAAGUGUCAGCUCGCAUGCACUGAUUGCAUGAUUGAUUCAUGUGAUAGCGGGUCCCGCCUGCAGUGAGGCUUCGACGAACUACUACUACUACUACUACUACUGCAGGAGUUAUCACGUGUUCGCUGCCUGUUUCAUCCUGCAGGAGCAUGAAGCUGCAAAUGCCCGUCUAUUUAAAGCUGUUGGCAGAAACACGGAGCCCUGCCAAAAAAUAUUCACACCGAGGGAUAUAAUUUCCACAUUUCAACCACGAUCUUCUGCCUCUUUUAUUGGGAGUGUUAUAAACCAACACAUUGUGACUUGGAUUUGUCAAGUGGAUCAAAAUAAGCUGGUUUUCAACCUUUUUUAUUUAUUUUAAAUCUGUAUUUAACAUCAUCCUGAAAAACACUAUCUGCAUCCUGAAGCACGGUGGUGGAAGUGUCAUCCUUUAUUUCCAUUGGGGAAGCUAUAAAUGUAAAUAAAAGACAGAUAUUCGUCCUGUACGGUAUAGAUCUAGCCUUGGUGGUGGGAAAGAAAAUGCAAAAAAAAGAAAAGGGAACUAAAUAAUAAUUGAUAAUUGAACUUUAUUAAUCUGACAUUGGAGAAACUAACCUUUGCAUUUAAUCCAUCCCCUUGGGGAGCAGUGUGACAUGGAAUGAUGGGAGGGUAUAAUCUGCUUUAUGUGACUUGCAUCAUCCCCACUCAUAAACAUGGUGGUGGCUGCAUUAUGUUUAAUAGAUUCUGGGUUUUAAACAUAAAGUAUAGCAGAUUCCACUUCUUUGCACUUUUUUCCUGAUGGUCAAUCACAUAUAAUCCUAU